AUAUGAAGGUUGGGUUGGGUCUGUUGGUGGCUAUCUACCCUUGUCUGCUGACUGUUACCUUGGCAACAUACUAUUCAAAGGAGAAUGACCAGUGUAACAACUGUUGCCGGGGCCCCCCUGGUCCACAAGGAAUUCCCGGACUCCCCGGUAUACAUGGAACACGGGGUGAAGAAGGACACAAAGGAAACAAAGGAGAAAUGGGCAGCAAGGGGAUCCGUGGAUAUCAAGGGGUGACAGGGCCUUCAGGACCAGAAGGUCCAAAAGGGCUCCGAGGAAGGAAAGGUCAAAAGGGCAUGGAAGGCAUAACUGGUCUGGAAGGGCCCAAGGGAGAGCAGGGAGCACGUGGCUAUCCUGGACUGAAGGGAGAUAUUGGGGAGAAGGGGCAAAAGGGAGGCAGACCUCCAAAAGUGGCUUUUUCCGUCAGCCGCAGCAAGAAACUUGGACCAGUCUUACAAAAUACUCCUGUCACAUUUGACAAAAUUCACACCAACUUGGGUGAAAGUUUUGACCUCUAUUCCUCUCAGUUCGUGUGUAGGGUCAAUGGCACCUAUUUGUUUACUACCCACGUCCUGGGCCAAGACCAGCAUGAUGCAUAUGUGUGGAUUAUGUUGAACAAUGAACACAAGAUGGCGCUGCACGGGGACAGACGGGCAGGGUAUGGGACAGGAAGUAACACAAUUAUCCUCCAUCUUGUGGUUGAAGACCACGUAUGGUUGCAGCUGUCGGAAAAGUCGGCUCUCAUGAAUGACUACUCCUCAUUUUCCGGAUAUCUCUUAUUUGAAGAUUAGAGAAUUGAACAAGAAUUUGAACAUUGCUACAUGUGAGAAAGUUUGCUUUCCUCAAACUCAUAGACUAUUUAACAAUCAUUUAGUAUGUCCAUUAAAUUGACUGUCAUUAUCUCGAAUGUGUUUUGCACAGACUAGUAUAUGAUGUGCCAGAUUUGAGGAACAUAUGCUAAAGAAAUGUGUUGUUUGCUAUG
Molecule: messenger RNA, 979 nt
Organism: Haliotis rubra (blacklip abalone)
Lineage: Eukaryota; Metazoa; Mollusca; Gastropoda; Lepetellida; Haliotidae
Product: complement C1q and tumor necrosis factor-related protein 9-like
Exons: 2
Coding region: 3-788 (261 amino acids)
Molecular function (GO): protein binding
Source: RefSeq, a predicted model, not a curated record